Messenger RNA from Mizuhopecten yessoensis (Yesso scallop), 1483 nucleotides. RefSeq lists its product as uncharacterized. Lineage: Eukaryota; Metazoa; Mollusca; Bivalvia; Pectinida; Pectinidae. The record is from RefSeq and is a predicted model, not a curated record. The coding region runs from base 282 to 1040 and encodes 252 amino acids. The transcript has 3 exons.
UUGAGAUAAACCGGAUGGACAUUGUUUUAGCAUCUUAAACCGGACAGUGUCGUGGAGCAUCUGAAUCGGACAUUGUGACGUCAUCUCUGAAACUAGACAGUAUUCCUCUGCUUAAGAAACUACGUAAUAUCACUUAAUUCUUCAUGCAGGAUAAUGUCAUAUAUCAUUGAAACUUGAUAGUAUUCAACAGUCCUUGAAACUGAGCAUUGCUUCAUAGCCCCUGGAACCAAACAGUGUAUUCCAGACCCUGAUAUUGGAGAGUUUCUGGAAUAAUAGUUGCCAUGAAAACCAUCAAAGAUUUCUUACAAGUCAACAACACCUGUUUUCUGGUAAACUUUGGAAGUGUAAUAAUGAUGUUUAUAGGUUUGUGGAAUUCAGUAACUGCAGUAGGAGAAUGUUCAAUGUUAACAUCUUCCCUCAGGAAUAAUCUACAGAACAUGGCAAUUCCUACUCGUCAAUUGUGGACAAAAGCCAAUGUCAGGACGCCAUUCCGAUGCGCGGAACAGUGUAAAAAUGACGACGCCUGUGUGAGUUUCUUCUACAAUCGGGACUCUCUAUCAUGUGUUGGACAUUCCAUAACAUUGGGAAUUACAGAUGGAUCCAUGUCUGCCGUCGGCAAUAAAUAUUAUGUGGGUGAAGUCGGUGAAGGUUAUAUAGGCGAUGUCUGUACUACGUCUUCGGAUUGUUACGUCACAGAUUCGGAGUGUCGCAAAGGAGCUUGUUGGUGCGCCGCCGGAUACAGCUUUUGGCCAAGUUCGAGAUCAUGUGUCCAAUACUGCACCACAUACGGGAAUGAUUUCACCGAAGUGCUUGGUAACGGUAUCUAUGAAAAUGACGAGGAGACCAUUCUUAAUGUAACAUUUGAAUCUUGUACUCAGUCAUGUGUGUCGGCUACGCGGUACACGUGCGUCACGUUCGAUUACGGUUGGAAGAACAGCAAAUGCUUCCCCCAGAGUGUCACCAAAUUCGACAAACCAACUGAUUGGUAUGAGGACAAACUUGACACUGGAUACGCCCACUACCAGCGUGAUUGUCUUUGAAUGAUUGAUGAUCAGGCUUGUAAUUCCUAGAAAUUGCACUGGUCAUUCUUGUUACUGCAAUGGUUAUUCUCGCCGAACGGACAGUCCAUCUUACCAUACAUGUAGCUACAAAGAAUGUUUCUGGACGGGCUGAUGUUUUUCAUCAUUCUUGUAACCAUAAGUGAUAUUUUCUGUUGGCAAACGGCCUCUCUUACAAUUUAUUGUCCUGUUAUUGCAAGGGGAAAUUUUCUCAGGACAGACGGUUUAUCUCAUCAUCGCCUUUUACAACAAAGAAGGUUUUUCUCUGGAUGAGGAACGGUCAAUCUCGCCAGUCUAUUUACGUACUACUCUCCUGUUUGGAGAUUGUCUACACAGUUAAUUGUAUAUUUGGUCCAUGAUAAGUGCCUGAAAAUUUUGUGAUGUCUUUUGUGUUACUACGUUCUCUUUCUUCAUUAAGAUAUGUG